Coregonus sp. 'balchen' is the source of this 5842-nucleotide messenger RNA. The record is from the annotation of a GenBank genome assembly. NCBI's taxonomy places the organism in Eukaryota, Metazoa, Chordata, Actinopteri, Salmoniformes, Salmonidae.
AUGGCCAACAUACUGAGACCCUGGUUGAUCCUCGUAGCCCUCGUCGUGUGCGUGCUGGUUAGCCUGGGCACCUUCGCGGAUGCCUACCCGCCCAAGCCUGUGAGCCCCGACAACAACGCGUCCCCGGAGGAAUGGGCCAGAUACAACACGGAACUGCGACACUACAUCAACCUCAUCACUAGACAGAGGUGAGUGAGUCAGCACUCUAACGAUGCAAACCUUUCAGCCUAUUGGGUUUUAAGGGAAUGUAAGCUGCUACUGACAAUCAAUAGAUUGAUUACAUGUUCCUUCUUUCAAUUUGAAUACAAAGAAAACAAAAAAAAUGCACCUCCCUAAAUUCCAAUCAAAUAUUGCUGAUAAUCUUAAGAGGUCAAAUGACCACUAUAGCCAAGGUCACAGGAGAAGUUAUGAGGGAUAUUUAACUAAUAAGGAACAGGAAGGCCCCACAUAAUGUUUAUGCUCCCAAUUCCCCGCUUUAUUGACCACGUUUCGACCCGAAACAGAUCUUCCUCAGGUCAAACAGGCUGAGUGCUCACAUCCCAAAAUAUACACAUUUCACCUCACAUGACACAUGCUGGGUGUGGAAACAAUUUAAUUCACUUUUGCGCAGUCAAUCAUAAUUAAUCACAGAGGUACAUAUGGUCAAACGAUUAUAUACAUACAAAUCGGUCCAAGUUAAAAACCUAGGCAACAGUAAAGAAAAAAAUAAUAUGUUGGAAAAUGUUGGAAUACCCGCCCAUAUGAUCAUUAAGUACAGGACAUGAGGUGGCUGUAGAUAUAAUUACAGUGACCUAUUUCAAAAACAACUUGUGUACCUCUAAUAAUUUGAUAUCAAUGAGAUGAACACAUGUAGUAGUUACAGAAAAUCAACUAUAUAGCAUACCUAUGUACAAAAUGACCAAGUGGAGACCUGGAUUGCAGGACAAAUCAACAUCUCUACAUGGUCAUUUUGUACAUAUGUAUAUAUUUGAUUUUCUGUAACUAUUACAUGUGUUCAUCUCAUUGAUAUCAAAUGAUUAGAGGUACACAAGUUGUUUUUGAAAUAGGUCACUGUAAUUAUAUCUACUGCCACCAGGCGUCCUGCACAUAAUGGUCAUAUGGGCGGGCAUUCCAACAUUUUCCAACAUAUAUAUAUAUAUAUAUAUAUAUAUUUUUUUUUUUACUGUUGCCUAGGUUUUUAACUUGGACUGAUUUGUAUGUAUAUAAUCCUUUAUGAACAGAAAGGUGUAGUGGGUUUGCACUCAAAAAGAUGUCGCAUAAAGCUUACUUAAAUGAUUUUCACUGCAUCAGGGAUAGCUUGCACAGACGUUUCGGCAUUACAGCCUUCUUCAGCAUGUGGGUACCAUUUUAUUUUAAUUCAAAACAGCAUUUGUAGAGAACAACUGAUGAGAGCAGGUGCUUCUAAUUAGGGUUGCCAAUCAUUUGCCAAUCAGGGUUGUGGCUUUUCUGGUGUACCUGUAUACAAAUGAGUCACAAAGAAAUACAGAAUUAUAGGGUAUGGGAGUGGGCACGAAGGGCAACUCACGAAUCAACCGCCGCAGGUGUCUGCUCACCUGAAGACAUCAUAUCAGUUCAUGAGAUAGCCCACCACAAAGGACAUCAGCCACAGCCGUUCAUAAAUAUGUAGGGCCAACUCAUAAACGAUAUGCAAAAUCUGAUAUGGACCUUUUUGUUUAUCUGAAUUUGCGGGUUUUACGCACCAGCCAAGCUUCUGGGAGAGCGCAAUGGAUCUCUUUUGAUUAUAAUCCUUUAUGACCAUAUGUACCUCUGUGAUUCAUUAUGAUACUUUACAAGUAUUCUUUAUUAUCCCAGCACCUACGUUUUUAAGGAUAUGCAUAUGACCACAAACGUUUCUAUAGAGGAUAUUUUAACUAAGCCUGAGGAUAAUGAUGUUCUCUUGGCUCUCCGACCAGCCUGUUGUUCUGAACACUGUGAUAACAUAACUUAAUUCCAGUUUUGGAAAGCCACAUAUGCAGCAGCAUUAUACAGACAGAGAGAUUAGUAUUUGGAGAUCACAGUGUAGUUAUUUAAAAUAAUGAUGGUACGGAAAUGAAAGGAAAGGAGCCUGUUUUGCUCCAGCCCUGACCUACCCUGCGUAGAGGGAUAGAGUUCACCAAUAGAGACCUAUAAUGGCUCCACUGGGGCCUUGGUCUGUGUAAUGGAGAUGUGCUAUUACCGGCAAAUAUACCUGACCUGUCUGGUCUGGUCUGGCUUCAUUAUACUGAUCUAUAAUGAGUUGCUAUUCUUAUUCCCUCAACCUGGGUUGUAAGGGAAGACUGCUUUAGGCUAUGAUGCGAUGCUGUACAGUGUACUUAUAAGUACUUGUGCAACCAAUGCAAUAACACUCAUGGCAGUAUGGAAUAAUACUACAUACGAUAAACAAUACACAAAGCAGCAUUGGCAACUCUAACAUUGAAGAAUAAUAACAGCCAUACAGUAGAACAUAUGGCUGAAACUUAUCAAAGUAACAUGAAGUAAUUAGUGGUAAUAACCUAUUAUUACACAGCAUGUAAACCCCCCCCCCCCCCCCCCCCCCUGUCGACAAUAAAAAGUCCUCAGAAACAUGUGUCUUCUCCCUUCGGACAACGAUAACACUCUGACCUGAGUGGGCAGGUGCAAUGUCCAGAUUCGCAUUUCUCUGAUUGGUUGAGAAUGGCAGGGCUCUGAUGGGUGAGGGAUAACUUAGGUAGGCUGAGCAACCAAACUAACGGGAUUUAAGGGAAACUGAAAGGACUGUGAGGGGAAGUUAGGUAGAGAGGAGAGGCUCAGGACGUCGUUUUUUUACAACAGUUGUGUGUGUUUGUGUAUGUGUGUAUCUGUGUAUGCAUGGUGAUUCUGCAUCUAUGUGUUCACAUGUGUGCCUGCCUGUGCAUCUUGGCAUAUCUAUCUGUGCAGCUACGUCUGUUGCUCGGAGAGAGAUUUCAUGUAGGCGUGUAGAGUUUGAGGGAACCUGAACCAGUCUCCUAUUAAACGUCUAAAGACUGCAGAGGCUAUCAUUAAAAGGGCUGGUGCUGUCAAUGCUCUGCAAGGGCUGUGUGCCAUGCAGUUCAGCCCCUCUGUUCUCACACAAAGGGAGAAUCACUCCACAAUGGCCAGGCAUUGAUUUCAGUAAGUAUAUUUUAAAUGCCUUUGCGCUGCCUGUAGAGCUGAGGAUUGCUUGCCUUGCUGAGCAUUGGGCAUUAGACUUUCAAAUCUCUCCUUGUUUGGAGCUAUGAGAGAUAUGUGAUCUUGCCUCUGGAAAUAAAAAUGGUAUUGGUGAUUAGUGAGUACACAGAGUAGGGUAUAAGCACUUAGAAUGUCAAAUUUCUUGACACUUUUGCUCUUUCUCAAUUAAUCUUUCCUCGAUUCCUAGCAUCCUCUCUCCUCACCUUCUUCUCAAAACGCAUGUGAGAAGGAGGUCCGAGGGGAAGGACCUUGGAUCUUAUUCUCCAAUACAGUUGAGAAGAAGGUGAGGAGAGAGGACACGAGGGAUCUCGGAAAGAUUAAUUGAGUUACUAGUGCCUAGGAAUUCAUGGGGCUGUCGAUGAUGAGGUGGGCAAGCUACUCAUGGCCACAAGGGGACAUGAUAUGAUCAUAGGACCCCUGUUAGCACACUCCAGCAAGCAAUGUAUAUCUCUUGGUGACAUACAGUAACAGUGAUGGCCUCUCUGUGUCCACUAGGUAUGGGAAGAGGUCUUCCCCUGAGUCAGCUAUGGCAUGGUUGCUGUUCGGAGACGAGUCGGAAGGCGACUUAACACCACGGUGAGAGGAUGAAGAGUGGCACAGUGGUCUAAGGCGCUGCAUCGCAGUGCUAACUGUGCCACUAGAGAUCCUGGUUCGAAUCCAGGCUCUGUCACAGCCGGUCGUGACCGGGAGACUCAUGGGCGGCGCACAAAUUGGCCCAGCGUCGUCCAGGGUAGGGGAGGGAAUGGCCGGCAGGGAUGUAGCUCAGUUGAUAGAGCAUGGCCAGGGUUGUGGGUUCGAUUCCCACGGGGGGCCAGUAUAAAAAAUAUAUAUGUAUUCACUAACUGUAAGUCGCUCUGGAUAAGAGCGUCUGCUAAAUGACUAAAAUGUAAAUGUAAUGAAGAGACUGGGUGACGGGGUGAUUCAAAAUGAUUGUGUCUGCUAUUUGUUACAAUAGACUCAUACAUUGAGUAUAUCAACAUGACCCACAGGGUUGGGGUCAAUUCCAAUUUAAUUUGAAAUUCCAAUUCAAUUCUUGAAUUCACUCAAGAAGUGGAGAAUUUACAUUGAAUUCAAUUUGAAUUUCAACCAUCUUCAAGUUAUGGAAUUGGAAUCGAAUUGGAAUUAGACUGUUUGGACAGAUUGAAUUAGAGUUGAAUUGGAAUUGUAAAAACAUUUAAUCUUUGGAAUUGAAUUGGAAAUCAAUAUUUGUACAUUUCCCAGGUAGUGGAAUUAAUGCACUUAGCAUAAAACAUUGACAGCAGGAUUUGUUUUAAAUCAGGGAUCGGCAACUUUGAUGAGGGUGGGGGCCACAAAAAAUCUGAACUAAUCAUGCGGAGCCGCAGUGGCUCAUGGGUCUGCAUACCCACAUCUAUACUCACACAUGCAAUCAGAGCCGGCCUUAGCCUUUUGGGGGCCCUAAACUAAAUUUUGUUGGAGCCCCCCCCCCCCCCCACCUUGCAAGGAAAACAAUUUGACAGCGGAGAGAAAACAUUUAAGUUUUAGAGUUAAUUUCCUGCAAUUCUACACAUUUUGCCAUAGGGAGAAGAGAAAUGUUAUAUAUGAUAUCUGAGUAAGAGUGACUAACAAAAUCAAUCAUUGGGGUUCCCCUGGUCGGUAAUUCGACCGUGAUUACUACAAGUUUAGAUGGCUGGCCGCUAGACUAGCUUACCAAUCUAAAAAAUGUUAGCUGACAUGGGCUAAUUGAGUGACUGAUAUAAGACCAAAACUGUUUGAUGCACAACCAAAUUUCGAAAUUGCACCUUGUACCUUGUGUAUUCUACUAUUCUCACUCUCAAGAGUAAAUUGAGACCCCCGCAGUUGCCCAUCCUUGUUUUAAAUAAUUUAAACUUGUAUUUCUAUAUUUCCAGUAUAGUUAGGCUGUCUGAACAGUGACUAGCCUGAAAUCCUACGGGAAUUGAAUUUGAAUUGGUGGAAUAAUAUUGAAUUGGGAAUUGACUUCUUGGAAUCUACCUAACAUUGGAAUUGAGAGUAAUUGAAUUAUCUCUGAAUUCAUAGACUGACCUGGAAUUUGAAUUAAAUUGAAUUUACAGGGAGAGGUAAUUGAAUUAGAAUUUAAUUUGUGGAAUUAACCCAAACCAUGAUGACCUAUUCACACACUGUAUUGGCAAUGUGUCAGUCCAACAAUGAAUAGCAAUAUCUAAGUUUGAUCACUUGAUAUGGAUUUUAGUGAGUUUGAAAGGGCAGAUACUGACUUUUUGUGUAUUUUUAUUUCAGUUCGGAUGGCAGUGAUCUAUGGUAAAUCCCAUACCUCUGGCGUGCUGCUCUGCUGUUCCACUCAAAUGGUGGGCCUAACAACAACUCAAACAGGCUGCUUAACUGGCAGCCUUCACUGGACUGUGCGGCCCACUACUCCUGUCCGGCACGCAUGCAUCUCUUUCUCUCUCUCUCUCUCUCUCUCUCUCUCUCUCUCUCUCUCUCUCUCUCUCUCUCUUUCUUUCUCUCUCUCAUUGCUCAUCCUGUAAAUAAUGUGUUAUUAAAUAAAAUUAUGAAUAAUAAAGAAAUGAAUGUGUAAUAAUCUGGUCACAGUGAGUUUUAGUUGACCUUUCGGUUUCAGAUAAGCAAAACAAUAUUUUUAUUCACAAGCUAUGAUUGGAAAUACAUUAUCCUAGACCACCCACCACUUCAGGCCUAUGGUUACAAGAGUACCAUCUUCUAA